AUGGCCAUGGAGAACGCCCCAAUGAAAGCUUGGGAACUUACGCUGUAUGAAAUGCAACGCAAACCACAAGAGCCAAUAACUGAUGGCACCAAAAUUGCCGUCAGUCCUCGUAGCCUUCAGUCAGAGCUGAUGUGUCCAAUUUGUCUUGACAUUCUUAAAGUUACCAUGACAACAAAAGAAUGCCUACAUCGUUUUUGCUCUGAUUGCAUUGUCACUGCCUUGAGAAACGGCAAUAAAGAGUGUCCCACGUGUCGCAAGAAACUGGUUUCAAAGCGAUCAUUGAGGCGAGACCCGAAUUUCGACGCACUUAUUGCCAAAAUUUACCCUGGCCGAGAAGAAUACGAGGCGCAUCAGAAUAGGGUGCUGGCCAAACUGAACAAACAGCAAGCCAACGGCAGGGCCUCUGUGCACGAGAACGGACAUCCCCACCACGGCGUUUUCGAUGCCGAUGUUGCACACUACAGAAAUCGACGACAGUUAGAAGCUUUGCGGAUCGGCAACAACGGUGCUGGAGCUGCAACAGACUCCGUUGCUAGCGAAGACGAUGCUGCCUCGAUUGCCGGGAGUUUGAACCAGCGCCUGUCGCGCGUCAAUUCAGACGCCGAGAGCGGAACCAUGGAGACCAAUUCGUUGGGUGGAGCAAUUUCCUUCGAUCUAGGUCACCAUCCUCAGCAAAGUCGACGCGUGCGCUCCUCCAGCGGCAGCACCACUGUUCCCGAGGUGGAGUUGAUGCUGCGUCCACUGCCGCCAGAACACCGCAGGCCUCAGCGCCCAUCUGCGGCGGUCUCGUCGUCGGCUUCUCUCGACGGCAGCGGUGUCGAUUUUCGCAAGUCAGAGGACGGAGGAGGCAACCGCACCGCGGCCUCGAGCCCACGCGGCGCCAGCUCCGAGCUCGGCUCUGACGACUCCCUGCUAACUCCUGCCGUCAAGUACGUCAAGGUGCCGUCAAAUGCGACCGUUGACCACCUCGGAAAGUUUUUAUCGAUUCGAUUCAACGUGCAAAGAUUCAACAAGGAUAUCACGGGUAAGCACGCACUCUCCAUCGUAAUAAUGGUUCCCUACUCCUACGAAGGGUGUACCCUUGUGCAUGCCAAACCGGUCCUUGGUUUAGAUUCAGCCGUCAACUUGGUAACACGAAUGCUGCAAGUACCAGGCCAUUUCGAGAGUCGUCUUCGUGACCACUCGCCAGCGCUGACAGACAACGACCCCAACUUCAGUCUCUUCUAUUACAACGAGACAGCGGACGAGUAUGUCCACCUCCAGCCGAGUUUGACGAUCGAAGAGAUCAGCCGGACGCUUUGGAGUGGACUCAGCAGCCUCAGCCUUUACUACCUUCGCGACCACUCGCUACAACAAUCAUAG
Mesocestoides corti is the source of this 1362-nucleotide messenger RNA. The record is from the annotation of a GenBank genome assembly. NCBI's taxonomy places the organism in Eukaryota, Metazoa, Platyhelminthes, Cestoda, Cyclophyllidea, Mesocestoididae.